Messenger RNA from Batrachochytrium dendrobatidis JAM81, 1527 nucleotides. RefSeq lists its product as uncharacterized. Gene Ontology annotation, biological process: clathrin-dependent synaptic vesicle endocytosis; endosomal transport. The transcript has 7 exons. The coding region runs from base 1 to 1527 and encodes 508 amino acids. NCBI's taxonomy places the organism in Eukaryota, Fungi, Chytridiomycota, Chytridiomycetes, Rhizophydiales. Gene Ontology annotation, cellular component: presynaptic membrane; cytoplasm; intracellular vesicle. Gene Ontology annotation, molecular function: calcium ion binding; protein binding; molecular adaptor activity. The record is from RefSeq and is a predicted model, not a curated record.
AUGCAUGCUCUAAUUGAAUUGCAGACAAAGAUCAAGCCGCUCGAGGAAAUGUAUGCGUUUGAUAUCUUCCAUAGUGCUGCUCUGUCUGCAGCUGAUGUAGCUGCAAAACCCAUUGUUUUACUUAUGGGUCAAUACAGUGUUGGAAAAACCACUUUUAUUAAGCAUCUUUUGGGUAGAGAGUAUCUUGGAGCACAUAUUGGACCCGAGCCAACUACGGAUCGAUUCAUUGCCAUUAUGGACGGGCCGGAACGGACUAUUCCUGGAAACGCAGCAGCAGUUAGCACAGAUCUUCCCUUUACAGCGCUCAGCCAUUUUGGAGUUUCGUUUCUCAACAAAUUUCAAGUUUCACAAGCCCCAGUACCUGCACUUGACAAUGUUAUUUUGAUCGACACGCCUGGCAUUCUAUCUGGUGAAAAACAGCGUAUUGGACGCGCAUACGAUUUCCCACAGGUCAUUGAAUGGUUUGCUCAGCGUGCUGACAUGAUUUUAUUGCUGUUUGAUGCACACAAGCUUGAUAUCUCUGAUGAGUUUAAAGAAGCCAUCAUGACAUUGCGCGGGCACGACGACAAGAUUCGCGUGGUACUCAACAAGGCAGAUAUGAUUACUGGCCAACAGUUGAUGCGUGUAUAUGGUGCGCUCAUGUGGUCUCUUGGAAAGGUAAUGCAAACUCCAGAAGUAUCGCGAGUAUAUAUUGGUUCUUUUUGGGAUCAGCCCAUGCAAAAUCGGGAUUGCGAGUUGCUCCUCAAGGCCGAGCAGAAGGAUUUGUUCAAUGAUAUCAAGUGUUUGCCCAGAAAUGCAACAAUUCGUAAAAUCAACGAAAUUGUCAAGAGAGCCCGCAUGGUUCAGGUUCACGCACUCAUUGUUUCUCAUCUUCGAGAAGAGAUGCCCAGUUUUUUUGGAAAAGAAACCAAGCAAAAUGAUUUACUUAAAAAUCUUGGAAUAGAGUUUCAAAAGAUUCAACGACUGCAUCAGCUAUCUCCUGGUGAUUUUCCUAAUCCUGACCGAUAUCGAGAAAGGCUUGCCGAGUUUAAACUCAAAAAGUUUCCAAAGCUCGACAAGAAAAGCAUGCAGCUUAUCAUGGAUGCUUUGGGGAAUGAUUUGCCCAACCUAAUGCGGCAGAUUCCAGAAGCACCUCAAAUUCUCCCUACGCAUAUACAGAAUCCUUUUGCUUUUGCAGCAUCAGAAGAUUUACUUGGUGGCUCUCCAAAUGGUGCACCGUCUGAGAUAGAAAUGUACGAUUAUCAGUGUAUUGAUCGCAAACCCUACGUUGAUCAAUUCAAAGCUUUAGCAGGGUCUGGUGGAGAUCGGCUUGCAGGGCCAGCGCUCAAACAUGUUUUUGAAGCUACAGGUUUAGAUAUGGUUUCAUUGGCUAAAAUUUGGACAUUAGCCGAUUGGACUCGAGAUGGAUACCUUGACACAGACGAGUUUGUUGUUGCAAUGCAUCUUUGUGAAGUCAAAAAGCGAGGAUGGGUAGCAGAGCUACCUGCCACUUUGCCAGAUACACUGCACCCAAAGCACCAAAUCUAA